Molecule: messenger RNA, 2901 nt
Organism: Beta vulgaris subsp. vulgaris (sugar beet)
Lineage: Eukaryota; Viridiplantae; Streptophyta; Magnoliopsida; Caryophyllales; Amaranthaceae
Exons: 15
Coding region: 130-2622 (830 amino acids)
Biological process (GO): RNA methylation
Molecular function (GO): RNA binding; tRNA (cytidine-N5)-methyltransferase activity
Source: RefSeq, a predicted model, not a curated record
AUUUCAACUUCCAAGUGACGCACUUAAACUUCGUCGUUCCUGAUUCAUUUCCACUUCCGUUGAAGCAACACUAAAACCUUCCUCCACUUUCCUACCUCACCUCCUCUCUCCUACUUCCCAGAAAACGCCAUGGGAGGCCGAGGAAGAAGCCGCACUCAAAGAAAACACUUCAAACAAAGCAGAGAUAAUGUCUGGAAAUAUAGCUCUAAAUCCGACGCUUCUUCCGCCGCUGACGCCGAUAAAUCCGGCGACGCCGAAGCUACUAAGAAGGAUAGUUGGGAGCCUUUGAAAACUCACAACGCUGCUUUUGAAGAUUACUACAAGGAGCAAGGGAUUGUGACGACGGAAGAAUGGGAUACUUUUAUUGAAGUUCUACGGAAGCCGCUCCCGGCUGCUUUUCGAAUCAAUUCGAGUAGCCAGUUCUGUUUGGACAUCCGCUCACAACUAGAGAAUGAUUUUGUCAAAUCUCUUCAAUCCGAGUUCACUGGGGAUGAAGCAGAAGCUCUUAGGCCACUGCCUUGGUAUCCAGAGAAUCUUGCCUGGCAUUCCAAUUUUUCACGUAAACAGCUGAGGAAAACCCAGACCCUGGAGAGGUUCCAUGAGUUUCUUAAGCUAGCGCAUGAAAUAGGAAACAUAACACGACAGGAGGCUGUCAGCAUGGUACCUCCUCUCUUCUUGGAUGUGCAUCCAGAUCAUUUCGUACUAGACAUGUGUGCUGCGCCAGGGUCAAAAACAUUCCAGUUACUUGAGAUAAUUCAUCGUGCAAAUAAACCUGGAACAUUGCCAAGUGGAAUGGUUGUUGCAAAUGAUGUUGAUGUGCAAAGAAGCAAUCUUCUUAUCCAUCAAACAAAGAGGAUGUGCACUGCCAAUCUAAUAGUCACGAACCAUGAAGCGCAGGAUUUUCCUGGCUGCCGUCUCAGCAAAUUUCACCAUAAUUCUUCUGAUAUUCAAUCUGCAAAUGGGCUGAGUAUAAAUCAGCUUGUCUUUGAUCGUGUCUUGUGUGAUGUACCUUGCAGUGGUGAUGGAACUCUCAGGAAGGCCCCUGACAUCUGGAGGAAAUGGAAUGUCGGAAUGGGUAAUGGUCUUCACUGUCUGCAGAUUAAAAUAGCUAUGCGAGGCAUAUCUCUGCUUAAGGUUGGGGGGAGAAUGGUCUACUCCACAUGCUCUAUGAAUCCAGUGGAAAAUGAGGCUGUGGUUGCAGAGAUCCUGCGGAGGUGUGGUGACUCAGUUGAGCUCCUUGAUGUCUCUGAUGUAAUUCCUCAGCUAGUUCGUCGUCCUGGUCUAAAGAAAUGGAAGGUCCGAGACAAAGGUCUUUGGCUAUCUUCUUAUAAGGAUGUUCCUGUAUAUCGUAGACCUGGUAUGCUUUCCAGCAUGUUUCCGUCAGGGAGAAGCAUAGUUGAUUCAUCUGAUAAUGGUGAUGAUGAAGGAGUGGCAGAAGCACAGAGAGAUGAUGGAAAUGUCGCCGUUCAGCCAACAAUAAAUAGCACUUCAUCACAUUCUGAAGUUAAUGACGAUGAAGUCUCUAGUUUACCUCUGGAACGCUGCAUGAGGAUUGUGCCUCAUGACCAGAAUACUGGAGCUUUCUUUAUUGCAGUCUUUCACAAGCAUUCUCCUUUUCCAGCUGAAGACAAAAACGAAACUGGAAACGGGCAGUUGCUCGAUAAAGACAAAAACUUUGCUGAAUCUGCAAGGGAAACUGCAAGCAAUUCAGAUGAUAUUUUGGAAGCAAAUUUAUGUGAAGCAACUUCUGUUGGCGAUGCAGAAAUAGAUGCACGUUCUUUGGACAAUAAGCCCAACCAAGCAUUGGGAGAUGAAGAACCAGAGGAUAAACAAGGUGAAAACGAAUCUGAGCCACAGAAAGUCGGAAUGAAGAGGAAGCUAAAGAACCAAGGAAAAUGGAAAGGUAUUGACCCAGUAAUAUUGUUGAAAGAAGAAUCUGUAAUCAACAGUAUUAAAGCAUUCUAUGGAAUAGACGAUUCUUUUCCCUUGUAUGGUCACCUUGUCACAAGAAAUAAUGAUACUGACAGUGUGAAGAGAAUAUACUACAUAUCUAAGUCAGUCAAAGAUGUUCUGGAACUGAAUAUUCUUGCUGGACAGCAGCUUAAGAUAGCUUCCGUGGGCCUGAAGAUGUUUGAGCGGCAGACUUCCAAGGAUGGAAACUCCACAGAAUGUAGAUAUCGUAUAUCCUCCGAAGGAUUGCCCCUUCUCCUCCCUUACAUAACCAAGCAAAUACUCCUUGCACCCCUUGUCGAUUUCAAGCACCUGUUGCAAUACAAAUCCAUCAAAUUUGGCGAUCUUGUUGAUGCUGAACUGGUUGAGAGUGCAUCAAAACUAGUACUCGGAUGCUGUGUAGUAGUUCUAAAAGAAGCUCACCAGGCAUCAUCCAUCCCCAUCCAAGUUGACUCAUCCACUGUUGCAAUUGGCUGCUGGAAAGGGAGAUCCAACAUAAAUGUCAUGGUGACAGCACUCGACUGUACAGAUAUGCUUGAAAGACUUCAGAAGCGCACAGGAACUGAUAAUGCUCAGACAACUGAACCCGAAAAUGGUGGGGUGAAUGGAGCCUCUAGCCCGAAUGAUACUGACAUGAAGGAGGAAACAACUGCUGACAUGGUAGCAUUAUAGUUGAAGGACAGUCUCUUUUCUUCCCCUCUUGCUACUUUAUUCAUUUUCGAAGAUUCGAGGGGGAUUACAAUUUUGUGACGUUUUUAUGUCGUUUUCUUGUACCAAUGCAUUCAUACAACACUAGUGUUAAUCAGAAUGUGUUCUUAGCCUAUAGUUUCAUACCAUCCACAUGUAAGACUUAUUGUUGUUAAUUUGUUAUCACUAUCAGGCCAUUAGGCUUGCUUGCCAAUGAACCCAUAAAAUAGAGGAUGAAAGCAUAAAAUUGGUCUUUUCUUGUCA